Messenger RNA from Sphenostylis stenocarpa, 1506 nucleotides. The record is from the annotation of a GenBank genome assembly. NCBI's taxonomy places the organism in Eukaryota, Viridiplantae, Streptophyta, Magnoliopsida, Fabales, Fabaceae.
AUGGAGAGAGAAGACCAAAACCAAAGUGAAUAUCUUCAGUCUCCAUUGAUUCUGCACUCACACUCGUCGGGGCAAGAUGAUGGAUUGGCAGUAAACGAAAAGCAAAGCAGUUGGAGGGGAAUUGAGAGAAGUGACAUUGUUGAAGAAGUGAAAAAGCAGUUAUGGCUUGCAGGGCCUUUGAUAGCAGUGACCCUUUUGGAAUUUUCCCUCACUGUUAUAUCAGUUAUGUUUGUGGGGCAUCUCGGCGAGUUGGCUCUCUCCAGUGCUUCCAUGGCUACUUCUUUUGCCUCUGUCACAGGUUUAAGUUUGUCGAUAGGAAUGGCAAGUGCCUUGGACACCUUCUGUGGCCAGUCAUAUGGAGCAAAGCAGUACCACAUGUUAGGCAUACACCUGCAGAGAGCCAUGUUUGUUCUCAUGACUGUCAACAUCCCACUUGCAGUUAUUUGGGCAAACACAAGGCCCAUCCUGAUUUUCUUUGGCCAGGAUCCUGAAAUAGCUGCAGAAGCUGGGAGCUAUGCUACGUUUAUGAUUCCAGGCCUUUUUGCUUUUGGCCUUCUACAAUGCCUCAACAGAUUCUUGCAAACCCAAAAUAAUGUAUUUCCAAUGAUGUGUAGCACCGGAAUUACCACACUACUACAUGUAUUUAUAUGUUGGAUUCUGGUGUUCAAAUCUGGACUAGGGAACAAAGGAGCUGCUGUAGCAAGUUCCAUAUCUUAUUGGUUUAAUGUUAUCAUGCUCUCACUCUAUGUCAAGUUUUCUCCUUCGUGUGCAAAAACUUGGACAGGCUUUUCCAAAGAGGCAUUGCAUGACAUUCUCACAUUUACGUGGCUUGCUGUUCCUUCAGCUGUUAUGGUUUGCUUGGAAAUGUGGUCAUUUGAAUUGAUGGUUCUCCUUUCUGGUCUACUUCCAAAUCCAAAGUUGGAAACAUCAGUUCUUUCCAUCUGUUUGAAUACUGCUGCAACUGUCUGGAUGAUCCCCUUUGGACUCAGUGGAGCAGUAAGCAUUCGUGUCUCAAAUGAACUUGGAGCUGGUCGUCCAUGGAAUGCACGUUUAGCAGUGCGUGUUGUCUUAGUAAUAGCCAUUAUUGUGAGCACCUUAACUGGAACAGUGAUUAUACUUGUACGCAACAUCUGGGGCUAUUUAUAUAGCAAUGAAGUAGAAGUGGUCAAAUAUGUAGCAGUUAUGUUACCAAUUCUGGCAGCAUCUAACUUUCUGGAUGGACUCCAAUGUGUUCUUUCAGGCACUGCUAGAGGAUGUGGCUGGCAGAAAAUUGGUGCAUUUGUCAAUCUGGGGUCAUACUAUUUAGUUGGAAUUCCAUUAGCUAUCGUGUUCGCUUUUGUAAUGCAUAUCGGUGGGAAGGGACUCUGGUUGGGGAUCAUAUGUGCACUCAUUGUUCAAGUGUGUUCUUUAAUGAUCAUUUCUAUUCGUACUGAUUGGCAGCAACAGGCCAAGAAAGCUACAGAUAGAGUCUAUAAUUCGGUAACUCCAGAAAAUUUAGUCUCAUAA